GCUGUCUGGGCCAUGCCCCCCUGGUGCUGCUGCUCCUCUUCUUCACACUCUUCACUGGGCUGCUGGUGGCCAUCCUUGUCCAAGUCUCCAAAAACCCCAGCUCCCAGAGGCAGGAGCAGUCCAAGCAGGACGAGAUCUCCCAGGACCUGUCCCAGCUGAAGGCUGCUGUGGAACGCCUGUGCCGCCCCUGUCCCUGGGAAUGGACAUUCUUCCAAGGAAACUGUUACUUCAUAUCGAACUCCCAGCGGAACUGGCACGACUCCAUCACCGCCUGCCAGGAAGUGGGGGCCCAGCUCGUCGUCAUCAAAAGUGCUGAGGAGCAGAACUUCCUACAGCUGCAGUCUUCCAGAAGUAACCGCUUCACCUGGAUGGGACUUUCAGACCUGAAUCAGGAAGGCACAUGGCAAUGGGUGGAUGGCUCACCGCUGUUGCCCAGCUUCAAGCAGUAUUGGAACAAAGGAGAGCCCAACAAUAUUGGGGAGGAAGACUGUGCGGAAUUUAGUGGCAAUGGCUGGAACGAUGACAAAUGUAAUCUUGCCAAAUUCUGGAUCUGCAAAAAGUCCGCGGCCUCCUGCUCCGGGGAUGAAGAACGGUUGCUCUCCCCAGCCCCUACCACCCCAAACUCCUCUCCUGAGUAGCAGAACUUCACCCACUUUUAAGCUACAGUUCCUUCUCUCCAUCCUGCGACCUUCACAAAAUCUCUGCGACUAUUCUCUGUCAGAUUCUUUCUCCUUUAGAAGGCUGGGUCCACAUUCUGUCCUUCUUAUCAUGCCUCCAAGUUCCCCUGGUAUAGAGCUUGUUUUUCUGGCCCAUCUUUGGAGCUUUAUGAGUGAGCUGGUGUGGGAUGCCUUUGGGGGGGGUGGGCUUGUGUUCUAAGAAUCCACUCUCUCUUCCUUUUGGAGAUCAGAAUAUUUGGGUUGCCAUGUGUAGCUUCUAUGUCCCCUGGGGCAUUAUCUCAUAUAUGCAAACCUACAAUCUGUUCAACUUCCACCUACCACCUCCUGCACCCCUUUGACUGGGGACUUACUGGUUGCAAGAGCUCAUUUUGCAGACUGGAGGUACCAGGGAAUUAAUUCCCCCAGUCUACCAAUGGCACCCAGAGAGGGCAUGGAGGCGCCACAAAACCCCUUCCACCUCCCACAUCUUCCUUUGUCUUAUACAUGACUUCCAU
Piliocolobus tephrosceles (Ugandan red Colobus) is the source of this 1171-nucleotide messenger RNA. RefSeq names its product CD209 antigen-like protein 2. The annotation marks the transcript as partial. The transcript has 5 exons. The record is from RefSeq and is a predicted model, not a curated record. Lineage: Eukaryota; Metazoa; Chordata; Mammalia; Primates; Cercopithecidae.